CUGUGCUUUCGCGUCCUGAUUCCUGCCCUUCUUCUUCUAUUUCGUUCUUGAUCGGGACAAUAAUUUGAAUUUUUCAGAGUUUAUCCUCUUUGGUCGAUCAUUUACGUGUGUGAUUGUGCGAAAUAGUCAAUCUAUUGUCGUAUUUCUGGACUUCCAAGCUUCUUCCUCCACUGGGAUUGAACGCGUACAGAGGCCAGAUUCCGGCUUUUUUAGAUCUGUGGAUGCUUGUUGGAAGUCCUGACACGAAUGCUGCAGAGGGAAAGCGGGGAAUAUUGAGCAUCGUAUCCGAUGGGCAACACAUGCGUCGGGCCGAGCCUGACGAAGAACGGGUUCUUCCAAUCGGUUUCCGCCAGCAUUUGGCGCACCCGUUCGGAGAAGGACGUUCUCCCGUCCGCCCACGGCGAGGCAGCCGGCAGUGAGUCCGCUAAAGCUUCAUCGGCCACCGAUGCCCCCGAACCCGUCAAGAUCCCUGGAGUCGACACAAAGCACUCCAGGAUCCCCGAAGUCGUCGGGAAUCCGGCGCCGGCAGACCCUUGUAAGAAGCCCACCCAGGUCAAAAGGACCGGGAGCUCAGCCGGCCUUCAGGCUGGCUCAGUGUUGAAGCGCAAGACCGAGAACCUGAAGGACAUUUACAGCUUAGGGAAGAAGCUCGGACAGGGACAGUUUGGCACGACCUAUCUCUGUGUAGAGAAGGCAAGUGGAAAGGAGUAUGCUUGCAAGUCCAUCUUGAAGAGGAAGUUGGCCACCGACGAAGAUGUCGAGGACGUUCGGAGAGAGAUCCAGAUAAUGCACCAUUUGUCUGGUCAUCCCAACGUCAUCUCCAUUAAAGGGGCUUACGAAGAUGCCGUGGCUGUUCAUUUGGUAAUGGAGUUGUGUGCUGGUGGUGAGCUGUUCGAUAGGAUAGUCCAGAAGGGGCACUACACCGAGAGGAAGGCAGCGGAGCUUGCAAGGGUGAUUGUGGGCAUUGUGGAAGCUUGUCAUUCGAUGGGUGUCAUGCAUCGGGAUCUCAAGCCCGAAAAUUUUCUUUUCGUGAACCAAAUGGAGGAUGCUUCUCUUAGGACCAUUGACUUUGGAUUGUCGAUAUUCUUUCGACCUGGGGAAGUAUUUAAUGAUGUGGUUGGUAGCCCUUACUAUGUUGCGCCAGAAGUCCUGAAGAAACGUUAUGGUCCAGAGUCAGAUGUUUGGAGUGCUGGAAUUAUCAUCUACAUUCUGCUUAGUGGUGUACCUCCAUUUUGGGCUGAAUCUGAGCAAGGUAUAUUUGAGGAGGUUUUGCAUGGUAAACUUGACUUCCAAUCAGAUCCAUGGCCUAGUAUCUCAGAAAGUGCAAAAGAUCUUGUAAGGCGAAUGCUUGUUAGAGACCCUAGUAAGCGAUUAACUGCCCAUGAAGUACUGUGUCAUCCUUGGGUUCAGAUUGAUGGUGUGGCUCCUGAUAAGCCUCUGGAUUCUGCAGUUCUCUCUCGCCUGAAACAUUUCUCAGCAAUGAACAAGCUCAAAAAGAUGGCCUUGAGGGUUAUUGCUGCAAACCUAUCUGAGGAUGAAAUUGCUGGCCUGAAGGAGAUGUUUAAGAUGAUAGACACAGAUAAUAGUGGACAGAUAACUUUUGAAGAACUCAAGGUUGGAUUAGAAAGAGUGGGCGCCAAACUUAAGGAAUCAGAAAUUUAUGCACUUAUGCAAGCAGCAGAUGUUGAUAACAGUGGUACUAUAGAUUAUGAUGAGUUUAUUGCUGCUACAUUACAUCUAAACAAGAUAGAGAAGGAGGACCACUUAUUUGCAGCCUUCCAAUAUUUUGAUAAAGAUGGAAGUGGUUAUAUAACUGCGGACGAGUUGCAACAGGCUUGCGAAGAAUUUGGUAUGGGGGAUGUCCGGCUAGAGGAAAUGAUCAGAGAAGCAGAUCAAGAUAAUGAUGGUCGCAUAGAUUACAACGAAUUCGUGGCAAUGAUGCAAAAAGGAAAUACUACUGUCAUUGGCAAAAAGGGAUUACAAAGUAACUUCAGCAUUGGUUUUAGGGAGGCUCUGAAGCUUGGUUAAGAAUGUACUGAUGUAAUUUUCUUGAUUUUUUUUCUCCUCUUUGUUUCUUCUAUAUUAUCCUUCCUUGUGUUUGUUAUAAUCAAUACAAAUAGUCGGGAUCGGAAGCUCUUUCUUUGCCAUCUCCGCAUUGAGAUAACACUACUUGUAAAAAUCCAACUUUUUCUCAUCCAUUAUCUAAUGUUUGGACUUUCCAACUUUAAUGUGUGUGAACAAAAUGGCAGUGGCACUAUCCCUCAGUAGUUAAAUUCUUGUUUCA
This is a messenger RNA of Musa acuminata subsp. malaccensis (wild Malaysian banana), 2284 nucleotides long. RefSeq names its product calcium-dependent protein kinase 10. NCBI's taxonomy places the organism in Eukaryota, Viridiplantae, Streptophyta, Magnoliopsida, Zingiberales, Musaceae. The record is from RefSeq and is a predicted model, not a curated record. Gene Ontology annotation, molecular function: calmodulin binding; ATP binding; calcium ion binding. Gene Ontology annotation, cellular component: nucleus; cytoplasm. Gene Ontology annotation, biological process: peptidyl-serine phosphorylation; intracellular signal transduction; protein autophosphorylation.